CAAGAUCAUGAACAAGAAAGCAUACACUGCAGCUUGGGAGAAGGACAAACUGACAGUCCACAUCAUGCCAGAUGCUCCUGAGAUUCUCCUGGCCAAGGCUAAUGCCCUCACCAUGAGCAACAAACUUUACAAAGCUGGUGUUGUGGAGAUGGCCAAAAAGGGCCACAACCUCAAAGGUGACGCCAUCUCAAUUUUGGCUGCCAAGUCCGGUACCAAUAUUGCCAGCAAUUACAAGUACAAGCUGGCGUACGAGAAGGCCAGAGGCCACCAUGUCGGCUUCCGCAGCAUCCAGGACGACCCCCUGCUGGUUCACUACAUGCAGGUUGCUAAGAUGCAGAGCGACAAGAACUACAAGAAGGACUACCACAAGUCCAAGCUGAAGUAUCACACCCCAGUGGACAUGCUGAGUGUUGUCCAAGCCAAGCAUGCCUCUACUGUUCAGACAAUGGCUGGAUACAAGCAGAUCCACCACAGCAACGCUCUCCUCCCUGAUGCCUUGAACUUUGUGCUGGCUCGCAACAUGAAUGUCCAGUCUAGUGACUGGGAAUAUAAAUCUGAAUGGAAUAACUACAUCAGAGGUGUUGGAUGGGUCCCU
Messenger RNA from Plectropomus leopardus (leopard coralgrouper), 595 nucleotides. Lineage: Eukaryota; Metazoa; Chordata; Actinopteri; Perciformes; Serranidae. The record is from RefSeq and is a predicted model, not a curated record.